AUGAAAAAGGACGGUUCUUCAGGUUCCUUCAGGCUUAAGUCAAAUUCAGGUUCACUCUCACGUGCUGUGAGUUGGAUAAAUUUCUCCUCCUUGUCCAGGCAGACAAAGAGGCUGUUUCGCAGUGACGGGGAGCUCGCGGUCUGCGGGCAGCAGGUGCAAGAAGAUGAUGAAAACUGGACAUACAGAAGCCAGCCCAGAAAAGCGGUUUCCAACCUCGACGAGGAGAGUAGAUGGACAGUGCACUACACGGCUCCGUGGCACCAGCAGGAAAAUGUGUUCCUGCCCUCCACCAGACCGCCCUGCGUGGAGGACCUGCACCGCCAAGCCAAGCUCAACCUCAAAUCAGUACUGAGGGAGUGUGAUAAACUGCGCCGAGAUGGCUGCCGCAGCUCCCAGUUCUACUCCCAAGGACCGACCUUUGCAGCCAGCUGCAGCCCGCUCUGCGAUGACUGUCAAGAUGAGUCUGAUGAAGCAGACCAAAAGUCUUCUAUUUCUUCAUCAGAAGAAAGACUUGUUUCCAUCAGGAGAUCUAAAACGCCAACCUCAAGUGACUUCUCUGACCUUAACACUCAAACGAACUGGACCAAUUCACGUCCCUUGCCAACCCCAGAAGAGAAGAUGCGACAGCAAGCCCGAGCAGUCCAGGCUGACAUGGUUCCUAUUAAUAUAACCGCAUCAGGCACUGGCCCAGAUGAGGCUGGUGGUCACCCAGUAUAUAGCCCUGACCACUACUCUACACUAGGAAGGCUCGACAGCUACACGCCUUCGGGGCAGCGCUCAGAAACCAGGGACUCCAGCUGCCAGACGGAGGAAGUAAAGAUCAUUCCACCUUCAGUGAGAAGGAUCAGGGCACAGAGGGGGCAAGGCAUCGCCGCCCAGAUGAGCCACUUGUCAGGAUCCUCUGGGAACAUGUCUGUGCUGAGCGAUUCUGCUGGCAUUGUGCUCCCCUCUCGCCUCCACAAUGACGCUGGCUUCCACAGUCUGCCGCGGUCCGGAGCGAGGGCAAAUAUUCCGUCCCUUGAGCCACAGCAGGGUGUCCUGGGCCCUGCAGAAGACAUUGAGGGUGCUUUCUCCUACCAGAGGAGUAGCCCACACCUAGAUGAAAACACAGGACGUUUAGGGGAUGCUCCAAGGACUGGCACACUUUUGAGACCCAAAUCCCAGGAGCUGAGGCACUUUGAGGGUGAAAACACAACAAACCCAGCGUGUAUGGUUUCUCCUCACGCCACCUACUCGACCAGCAUCAUCCCAAAUGCCACGCUUUCUUCCUCUUCGGAGGUAAUUGUUAUUCACACUGCUCAGAGUCCAGGACAGCUGGACAGCAAAAUCACCAGCUCAGCUUCCUAUACAAAGAUCAGAUCCAGAGACCAGCUCCUGUCCAGGCAUGCUGGUAAAGAUGAUCGUCGUGCUGCUAGUGGCAGCUGGAGUCAGGGUCACUCCCCCAUUCAUUCGCAGGCCUUACCUCCCCACCCCUCCAGGGCAGCCACACUGCUAUCCCUCUCUGAUUCCACAGGCUCGCUAGUUCCCCCAACAAAUGGGGAGAAUGAGUCCCAAGCUGUGGCCUUUCACUGUAGAAACAACGUGGGCUUCCCAGCCCACGCCCAGGAUGUGGACAGCAAGAGUGAGUCCAGUUAUUCAGGAGGAAGGGGGCAUGGCAGCAGCGAGCCCUGGGAAUAUGUCUCAGGUAAUGGCCAGGCUUCCCCAACAAAGCCCCAUCUGGCCACUCCCGGUUACUGCACGCCAGUCAGUAACAUGAGCAGCUGCAGUUUGGACCAGACGUCAAACAAAGAUGAUGCCAGGUCCCUGUGUUCAGAGGACCACGAUGGCUACUACACAGCCAUGCACACAGACCCUGGGCAGGGGCCGGGGAAUCUGGGCAACAGCAGCAAUGGCUUUGGGUACCCCAGGCACAGCAUGGUCAAUGUUUUUGAUGGACGAGCUCAGAAGAACCAAGGGGAGGGGUCAAAUCACCUUUCAAGAAACAUCUCCUUGAAGAAAGCCAAGAAGCCUCCCCUGCCACCAUGUCGGACAGACUCCCUCCGCAGGAUUCCCAAGAAGGGCGGCCAGUCUAACGGGCAGGUGCUAAAUGAGAGCCUGAUUGCUUCGCUCCAGCACUCGCUGCAGCUGAAUCUCCCCGCCAAGGGCAGCAGUUCGCCCUCCCAGAGCCCCUGCAGUGACUUUGAGGAGCCCUGGCCGCCUCGCUCCCGCAGCCAGAGCACCGUGAGUGCCGGCAGCAGCAUGACUUCCGCCACCACCCCCAAUGUCUACUCCCUGUGCGGGGCCACGCCAGCUCAGAGCGACACGAGCAGCGUCAAGUCCGAGUACACGGACCCCUGGGGUUACUACAUUGACUACACGGGCGUGCAGGACGACCCGGGAAACCCAGGCGGGGGCGGUGCAGCCAGCAAUGGGGCGCCCACCGGAAAUGGGCCCGCCCGCCACCUCUCAGAUGGGUCCAGGGUCCCCACGCCCCUUGUGCCCGGCGGCCCCGGCAAACCAAAGGUCACCUCGCCGGAGAAAUCGCACAGGGUCACUUCUCCAUCCAGCGGUUACUCCAGCCAGUCCGACACACCCACUGCGCUCACCCCCGUGCCUGUGUUCUUAAAGUCCCUGUCACCAGCUAAUGGCAAGGGGAAGGCCAAGCCCAAGGUCCCCGAAAGAAAGUCCUCGCUGAUAUCGUCGGUGUCCAUCUCCUCCUCGUCCACGUCCCUGUCAUCUAAUACAUCCACGGAAGGGAGCGGCACUGUGAAGAAGCUGGAUUCUGCGUUGGCCUCUCCCCUUGCUCUCCCUUCUCUGCCAUCUCCCUGCCCUGCUGACAAGUCUCCUUUCCUGCCUCCUCCCCCUCCUGUUGUCCACCCCUCCCCCCAUUCCUCUGGGGGCUCCCCUCUGCCUCACUCUCCCCUUUUCCCGCCUCCACCUCCCGAAGUCCUCACCCCCUACUCUCCCGCCCCUGAUGCCAGCUUUCCUCCUCCCCCCACAGCACUUAACCCCCUUCUUCUGGAUUCUUCUGCAUCCUUGUCAUCUUCCCCACCUCCUUUGCCCUCCUCUGUUCCCCCACCUGCCUCACCCCUGGACCCCAAAUUGAUGAAAGACUGCAGGCCUUUCCAAAAAUCUGGCCAGCCAGAAUGGUCCCGGGAGGCCGAUAGGCCGCCCCCUAACAAGGAGGCGGGCAGCGGGCCCCCCAUGCCCCUCAUAACCACGGAAGCGCUGCAGACGGUACAGUUGAGGCCGGUGAAAAAGAACUCAGGACCCGAGGUAGCACUGUCACAGGAGCAAAUAUCUCAGGAAAAACUAACUCCCGUUGUUCCCCAGUAUCAUUUAAAGCCAUCUGCUCUCCUGAAAUCCCGAAAUAGCAUAAAUGAAAUGGAGAGUGAAAGCCAGCCUGCCUCCCUGACGAGCUCGCUUCCGUCUCCUGCCAAGAACUGGAGUCAGGGUCAACAGGGUGGUGCAACGGAGCAUGGCCUCGGGAGCCGCAGCCAGGGCAGCGCUGGGGAGGCCGGGCCCGGCCCGCACACCACGCUGCUCCCGCAGCCCCCAGGUCCUUCACCCAGCAGGAAGCCGCCCCCCAUCUCCAAGAAGCCCAAACUGUUCCUUGUGGUACCACCUCCGCAGAGAGAUUUCACAGCGGAGCCCGCGGAGAACGUGAGCGAAGCAGCGCCCAGCCCCACGAGGGGAGAGGCAGAGAGUUGUGCGGCCGGGACAGGUUCUGAUGAGACGGACUCUGGCAGUCUGGUUCUUGAGGGAGGAGCUGCAGGAUCCGCAUCCCUGGCCAGAGCGGAAGCCAAUGUCCCCAUGGUGCAGCCCGAUGCCUCGCCAGCCCCCAAUCAAGAGGAGCUCGGUGCCAGCAGCAGUUCGGAUGGUGCUGGCGAAGUGGAGAGCUGCCCGUCACCGCAGGACGCAGCGCCUGGGGUGCCGGAGACCCACACAGCCCAUUCUUCCUUGGACACCUGUGACUUCCCUAAGGAGGAAGGGAGUGAUGAGGUGAUGACCCCCAGUAGACCCCGGACCACAGAAGACCUCUUUGCAGCUAUUCACAGAUCCAAGAGGAAAGUUCUUGGCCGUAAAGAUUCAGAUGAUGAUCACUCCCGGAACCAUUCGCCCUCCCCGCCAGUGACACCCACCGGCGCUGCCCCCAGUCUGACUUCUCCGAAACAAGUGGGAUCGAUUCAGAGAAGCGUCCGGAAGAGCAGCACCAGCAGCGACAACUUCAAAGCUCUGUUACUGAAAAAAGGAAGUCGCUCCGACACCAGCGCCCGCAUGUCCGCCGCAGAGAUGCUCAAGAACACAGACCCAAGGUUCCAGAGGUCCAGAUCAGAGCCUUCGCCCGAUGCCCCUGAGAGCCCGUCAAGCCCCUCCCCGAGCAAGAACAGAAGGGCCCAGGAGGAGUGGGCCAAAAACGAAGGCCUGAUGCCUCGGAGUCUGUCCUUUUCCGGCCCCAGGUACGGGCGCAGCCGAACGCCCCCCUCGGCAGCCAGCAGCAGGUACAGCUUGAGGAACCGCAUCCAGAGCCGCCCCAUGACCGUCAUCUCUGAAGGCGAAGGGGAAGCGGUGGAGCCAGCGGACAGCGGGGCUCUCCGGACCCUGGGCCCCGCAAGUGCGCGUUCGCCUAAUGGACCUGCAGGGGAUGUGGGAGCUGGGGGUCACCUGCUCAGCGGCGGGGAGCCCACCGCCCCGCUGCAGGCACAGGCUGCAGAUGGGAUGGCUGGUGCGGACAGGCAAGGACCCGUGAGAACCGGGCAGAGGUCCUCUGAGGGAAAAGAGUUAGGGGCAAGCACCUGAAUCUCCAAGGAGAUGGGGGGAAAUGCCCAACAUACGGUUCUGGGAAACUCAACAGGGUCUCUUCCUUGCCUCCCCUGGGAUCCCAUCCAGCGUGGGUGUUGUCAUCCCAGGCGCUGCCAGCUUGCAGAGCAAGGGGGAGGGGUAUUUAGGAGUCACUUGGCACUUGCCCUGUGUCUUAAAAGCAAGUAGAAGCUUAACUUCUGAAAGUGCUUCCUGGGGAAGAUUUGUGUGUGUGUGUGUGUGUGUGUGUGUAUUUGCCUAAAUGCUGGAGGCGUGUGUAGAGCUGUGUGGCUGUGCAUUUUGAACAUUUUUGUAUGUUAAACAGGCGCACAUGAACAGCAUGUACAAAUAUAGAAGAGUUAAGCUAGGUAGAGGAAUGGAGUCUUCUGGGCUAGGUGAUGAUUGCUUUAAAAGUACUGUGUUUCUGGAAAUGAAAGUGUCCCAGAAGUAGGGAGAGGCUGUUGUUUCUAAGAAAGCGGUGGUAGAUUAGCAGGUUCUGAGUGCUCAGAACACAUGGGUAUAUGCACAGGUGUGCUUUUGAGGUGAGCCGCGUUGUGGUUAACCCACAAAGUUGGGGAAGGGCUAAGUGACUAAAUUGGAUCAGGUACUUUUUUCUGGGGAAAAAAGGCUUUGUUUCUUUUUUGUAAAAAUGACAAAAACCCAUGGAAGUGGCAGUGGUAUAACUUGGAGUCAGCUCCUUGCAGCCACAGAUACAACUUUAAGCCCGAUUUUUGGAAAUAUGGGUCAUUUUUAAGUGAAUUCCCUCCAUGAGUAGCAGCUGAGACCUUCUCUGAGAAUGAAGUGAUGGUUAGCACGUACAGAGAGGGUCAAAGAGGACAGAAGAGGCGUAAGUGAUACACUGCUGGAAUUGUUUCCUGCUUAUUAAAUAAAAUUAUUUUUCAGAAUUAAAUUUGAAAUCUUGCACUACAGAACUCGGGUGGCGCUUUCCUUUUUCAACGGUUUUUUACCAGAGUUUAAAUUCUCCAUUUGGCAAUUUCUUAUCUCUUGAAAUAUCAGCGUUUCCUAACUUUUGGAUCUCUUUUUGGUUACACCAAAGAAAUGAUGGCUAUUUUUCCUUGAACUACUUGCAGUAUCAUGUCCUCAUUUAGAAAGGUUUAUCAAAAUCUAUUAUAUAUUAUCUUUAUUUGGAGAACAUGCUUAAUAGCUUUUGUUAGUCCCAUAAACUGGUAAAAAUUGGCAGGGCUUGGUGAUGAAUUAGCCCUAGGAAAUGAGUUUUUAGAUUAAAACAAUUUUUCACAUCAUUCGGUUUGUGCGUUUAUAUACAUAUUAUAUAUAUAUAUUUUUUUAUAAAUAAUUGAAUUGGCUGAUUACCUUCUAAACUUCUCCAUCUAGAAUUCUAAUUGCUUUUAGACAUGGCGGGGAGGGAAACUAUGCAAAGUAUUUCUUUUAAUGUCAUGUUUUUCUGAUUCCCUUUCCCCACUCCCACACAACUUCAUGUAUGUAAACUCCUUUAUUUAUUGGUCAAAUAAAAUCAACAUCUUGUCUUCUUCAUUAGAAGGAUGUAAGAUGACAAUACUGAGAUUUUUGACCUAAAUACAGUGCGACUGCCAGUUGUCAUCUCUUUUGGUGUGAAAAAUAUCAUGUAGCAGUUAGACUGCACAGGUGAAUUCAUCGUAAGCAGUGAGCUCCUAACACGAUUCAGCAAGCACCAGUCCUCAUGCCAACAGGCACCACACUGAGAGCCUGACUGUAUGGUAGGUCAGUGUAAGUUCACUGAAGAAAUCACCAAACCUUGCCUUUUUCAGGCAAUGUCCCUGUCUUUAAGCACCAUUCCUGACUGUACAUAAUGCCCAUUUCAGACAUGUCACUGAGACAAACCUAAGGAAUUAAGAUUCCUGCCCUUCUCUGGGGAAAAGCAAAACAAAACACUUUAGGCAACCAGAAACCAAGACCUGGCAUUUGGCUUAAGGCCAAAGGAUUUUUUACCAUUGGGAACAAUCAUUACUAUGUUGACACACAGACCCUUUUAUCCAAGUUUUAGAAAAGGGGAACUGGCUUUUGGAUAUGAAUUCUGCUCACAGCUGCUUGAGAGAGAUAAGAAUCUAUGUGGGUAGGAGAAGACUUAAUAUAUGAAUCAUGUAUGUUAAAGGUAAAAGAAACAACAUGAA
Molecule: messenger RNA, 6908 nt
Organism: Condylura cristata (star-nosed mole)
Lineage: Eukaryota; Metazoa; Chordata; Mammalia; Eulipotyphla; Talpidae
Product: NHS-like protein 1
Exons: 7
Coding region: 1-4779 (1592 amino acids)
Biological process (GO): cell differentiation
Source: RefSeq, a predicted model, not a curated record